GCCAAGGCGCCUGGGAGAGGAGAGGAGGCGGAGGAUGAGGAGGAUGGGGAGGAUGAGCGUCAUGCCAAGUGUAUGAUGGAUGGGUUGGCGAGGUUGGGUUGGCUGAAGUGAAGAUCAUCAAGUUUUUUAUUAUGAUUAUUAUUUUGGUGGAACGGGAUUCGAUUUCCUGGGUUUAAGACCCUACCCUUACCCUGCUGGCCAUGAAGAUAAAGUGAGUGAGAUUGAGUUUUGUGUGGGUUUUAUUAUUAUUAUGGAUGAGGGGAACUACUUAUGCUCGGGGGACUUAUUAUCGUUGCUUGAUCCAUAUGUGCCCACGCUUGGGAGAUGGGUUUACCUAAGGUAGUUUUAGAUGUGGAGAUGGACAUGGAGAUGGAUAGCGGGGGCGGGGUUUGCGUCUUACCUACGAGUACUACUGCACAAGCACUCAAGCAGGCCACUUUUUGUCUGUCCCUGGGACGGACGGACGUCAUUUUGGAUGGGGUUUGGAUAUGUCGGUGUUACUUAAUGGUGUCCCAAGGAGCCGAAGUAUGUCCUAGUGUCACGUAUGACAAAGUGAUGCCAUGUUUUUUCGAGUUUGGAUUUUUAGUGAAGGUAUCCAUCCAGUGGCGGGUUACCUUUGCAUCGGGUCGACCAGACAAGAAAAGUAUAAAUACCGGACGACCAGCACUGGAUUGCGAUACUUGAGAAUUACAGACCUUAUAUCGUCACCAUGUUGCGUCAAUUUGUUACGGGUCUUGUAUUGGCGAGCUCUGCCUCGGGAGCUGCUGUUUCUAUUUCGCGUAGACAGGCUGAAGGUGCUACGAGAGAGAGUUGUCCUGGAUAUGUUGCUUCGGAUGUGCAGCAGACGGGGACGGGGUUGACUGCGAAUCUGAAUUUGGCAGGAGAGGCUUGUAAUGUUUAUGGAACUGAUGUACCGGAGUUGAAACUAAUUGUUAAGUAUGAUACUGAAUCUCGUCUGCACGUCAAGAUCGAAGACGCAGGCCAAGUCGCCUACCAAGUCCCUACCAGUGUCUUCCCAACACCCAGUUCCAACGCCUCUGUCUCGGGGGAUGAGUCCGACUUGGAAUUUUCUCAUGAGACAUCACCAUUCAGCUUCAAAGUCACGCGGAAGUCAAGUGGUGAAAUACUUUUCGACACUUCUGCUGCAAGCUUCAUUUUCGAAGACCAGUAUCUUCGUCUCCGGACUUCCUUGCCGGAAGACCCUAAUUUGUACGGGCUUGGCGAACAUACCGACUCUCUGCGUCUCAACACCACGGAUUACACACGUACACUCUGGUCUCGAGAUUCAUAUGGCGUACCAUCCGGCCAGAACCUCUACGGGAACCACCCUAUUUAUUUCGACCACCGAGGCGAGAAUGGCACCCACGGCGUUUUCAUGCUCUCCAGCUCUGGCAUGGACGUCAAAAUCAACCGCACGGAAGAAGACGGCCAAUACCUCGAGUACAACAUGAUGUCCGGCAUCAUCGACCUGUACUUCCUCUCCGGGCCGACCCCCAACGAAGUCGCGCAGCAGUAUUCAGAAGUGACUCAAAAAGCCGCCAUGAUGCCCUACUGGGGUUUCGGAUACCACCAAUGCCGGUACGGGUAUCGGGAUUUCUACUCCAUCGCUGAAGUGAUAUAUAACUACUCUUCGUCUGGAAUCCCGCUCGAGACGAUGUGGACGGAUAUCGAUUACAUGUAUGAGCGGUAUAUCAUGACGACGGAUCCGGAUCGCUUCCCCCUUGCGAGGGUGAGGGAGGUUGUGGAUUAUUUGCAUGAGCAUGGGCAGAAGUAUAUUGUUAUGGUGGAUCCGGCGAUGGCGUUUCAGGAGGAGAGGGAGGGUGGGUUGCCGUAUGAGACGUUUUUGAGGGGGAGGGACCAAGGGGUCUUGUUGCAGAAGAAUGGGAGUAUUUAUCAGGGUGUUGUUUGGCCUGGAGUUACUGCUUUCCCGGAUUGGUUCCAUCCUGACACGCAAGAAUACUGGACGAACGAAUUCCUGGAAUUUUUUGACGCGGAUAUCGGAGUCGAUAUUGAUGCUCUCUGGAUCGAUAUGAAUGAAGCUGCUAAUUUCAACUACUUUGGCGAAGAUCCUCAAGAGAGCGCCGAGGAACGUGGUUUCCCACCUACCAGACCGGCUUUGAGAUCAGCUCCUCGUCCUAUUCCAGGAUUCCCGCAGGCCUUUCAGCCAGAUCCAAACUCGCCUUAUCCACCUGAUAGUCUUGGGUACGCACCACCGUGGUUGUCACCUCCAGCAUCACCAAAUACCAAGCGAGGAAUUGCCUCGAAUCCAGUUCUGGAGAAGAGACAAGUACAAGCUCAAGAUCCUAUUGGGUUCCCGAAUCGCAACUUGCUUGAACCUCCCUACCAAAUCGAUAACGCAAAUACAGUCGAGACAUACGGCGGAGUCUCCAACUUCACACUCGACACCGACAUCGUCCAUUUCGACGGCCACGUCGAACUCGACGUCCACAACCUCUACGGCUCAAUGAUGUCCUCCUUCUCCCGCAACGCCAUGUCAGCGCGCCGUCCAGGCCUCCGCCCCAUGGUAAUCACGCGCUCCACCUUCGCGGGCAGCGGACACACCGUCGGGAAAUGGCUCGGCGACAACCUCUCCACCUGGCCGCUCUACCGGAACUCCAUCCAGGGGAUGCUCGACUUCGCCGCCCUGUACCAGAUGCCCAUGGUGGGCAGCGACGUGUGCGGCUUCGGCGGGAACACGACCGAGAUGCUAUGCGCGAGGUGGGCUACGCUGGGGGCGUUUAAUCCGUUCUUUAGGAAUCAUAAUGGCGAUUCGAGUAUCCCGCAGGAGUUCUUUCUGUGGGAGAGUGUCGCUGAGGCGGCGAGGGGCGCGAUUGAUAUUAGGUAUAGGUUGUUGGAUUAUAUCUAUACGGCGAUGCGGAAGCAAUCUACAACUGGCACACCGAUUCUCAACCCGAUAUUUUUCCUGUACCCGAAUGAUUCGAAGACGUUUGAUAUCGAGUUGCAGUUCUUCUAUGGUGAGAAUUUACUCGUUUCGCCUGUCACGGAGGAGAAUAGCACGAGUGUGGAGGUUUAUUUACCGGAUGAUAUUUUCUAUGAUUUUAAGACGUAUGAGAAAGUCCAGGGCAAGGGGGAGAAGGUUAAUUUUACGGAUGUACCGUUCACGGAGAUUCCGCUGCAUAUUCGAGGGGGCUCGAUUAUACCCUUACGCAAUGCAUCGGCGUACACGACUACCGAAGUGCGUAAACAGCCGUUCAAUUUCCUGAUUGCGCCCUCUGCGGGUGGUGAUGCUAAGGGAGAGCUGUAUCUCGAUGAUGGGGUGAGUAUUGUUCAGAACGCGACCUCGGAGAUUGAGAUGAGGUAUGCAGGGAAGGAGUUGUGUGUUGGUGGGAGCUUUGGGUAUAAGGGGGAGGGGGAAGAGGAGGGGAAUUGGUUGAAUGAGGUUAUUGUGCUUGGUGUUGAGGAGGAGCCUAAGGGUGCGUAUUGGAGUAAGGAUGGGGAGGAGGGGAAGACGGUUUGGGUUACUUGUCCGGAGGGGGGAUGGAGGUAUGAUGCUGAGAGGCAGGCGUUGAGUGUUGUGGUGGGGCAGAGGUUGGAUGGGGGGAUUAGGGUUAAGUAUGAGUAGACUGGUUGGGAUGGAAAUAGGAAGAAAAUUUAAUCUUGCAAGGAGCAUUUUAGUAUAAGUUGUAGGAAACAUCGCGUUUUCGUUCUACGGCUAUGCAGUGUUGAUAUUUUGAUACGCGGAAACUCAAUUCAAGAUCUCGCUUAAAGCCGCGGUUUUGCUUGAUGGGAUGGUGAAGAGGGGGAGCGUACCUAGGCAGGUUUCAAAAAUGCUUGCUUAAACACGACGAGAAACAAUAUUUCGAGACAAAACUUCUGGGAGUUCUUCAAGCUUCUGCAAGUAAAAUAAAAGUG
Cadophora gregata is the source of this 3873-nucleotide messenger RNA. RefSeq lists its product as uncharacterized. The transcript has 3 exons. Gene Ontology annotation, molecular function: carbohydrate binding; hydrolase activity, hydrolyzing O-glycosyl compounds. Bases 710 to 3583 code for a protein of 957 amino acids. The record is from RefSeq and is a predicted model, not a curated record. NCBI's taxonomy places the organism in Eukaryota, Fungi, Ascomycota, Leotiomycetes, Helotiales, Ploettnerulaceae. Gene Ontology annotation, biological process: carbohydrate metabolic process.